This is a messenger RNA of Cuscuta epithymum, 1979 nucleotides long. NCBI's taxonomy places the organism in Eukaryota, Viridiplantae, Streptophyta, Magnoliopsida, Solanales, Convolvulaceae. The record is from the annotation of a GenBank genome assembly.
CUUCCAUAAAAAGGAACAAAUUAAAAUAGAAACUUUCAUUUGCCAACGAACACUUAUCAAAUUCAUUAUUUUGCGAUUGCAAAUGACUUUCUUCUUCAGACUGCGUAGAGCUGCCGGCGGCCACAACGGCCGGAAAAACAAGAUUUCCCGGCCAGACGAUUCUCCGGGAGAUCUCACCACACCCAGUAAUUUCAUCUGCCCGGUUUCGCUUGACCUGAUGAAGGAUCCGGUCACAUUGUCCACCGGAAUCACGUACGACCGGGAAAGCAUCGAGAGGUGGCUGGAGGCCGGAAACAAGACCUGCCCGUUGACCAACCAAAUUUUGGAAACCUACGACCUCAUCCCGAACCACUCCAUAAGAAGAAUGAUCCAAGAUUGGUGCGUGGAAAACAAGUCCUACGGGUUGGAAAGAAUCCCGACACCGCGGGUCCCGGUGGGCCCUUCCCAAAUCUCGGCGAUCUGCGCGGCGAUCGACGCCGCGACACGUGUUGGAGACAGUACGAGAUGCCGGGAUUUGGUCGGGAAGAUUAAGGUCUGGGGUAGGGAGAGCGAGCGGAACAAGAUAUGCAUCCGAGACGACGGUGGCACCGGAGUAGCCAUAUCGGCAUGUUUCGAGUUCUUCGCCGGCGCGUCGAUGGAGAAACACUCCGAUCUGUUGAGAGAUUUGCUGUCCAUCCUAGCAUGGAUGUUCCCACUCCGGGAAGAAGGAAAGUCAACGCUAGGGGCAAAAGCGUCAUUACAAUGCAUGGCAUGGUUUUUGAACGGUAGAGACGAGGAUUUACCGGCCAAUCAAAACGCGCUAUUAGUCCUCAAAGAAUUGAUUUCAUCGGACCAAACGUACGCAAACGCGCUACUGGAAGUUGACCAAAGUCUCCCGAAGUCUUUGCUGAAGAUGGUGAAGUUACCAUCUUACCCUUCCGCUAACACGGCCACCAAAGCCUCCCUCACCAUCAUGCAUCACAUGAUUGUUGAAGUCCCACACCGGAAACCCAAUGAAACGAAUGUCAUUGCCGAACUGGUACACGCAGGCUUAGUCUCCGUCCUCCUGGAACUCCUGGUGGACGCCGACAAAAGCGUGUGCCAGAAGGCGUUGACCAUUCUUGACGUCGUAUGUUCGUGCCAAGAAGGGAGAGAGAAAGCGUAUGGUCAUCCGUUGACUAUGCCAUUGUUGGUGAAGAAGAUCAUGAGGGUUUCUGAGCUGGGGACCGAGCACUGUAUCUCGGCCAUGUGGAAGCUUUCCAAAGGAGAGGAGGAAAGGGCUGCCACCAUUGAAGCUCUAGAGUUGGGAGCUUUUCAGAAGCUUUUGGUGGUGUUGCAAGUUGGGUGUGGAGAAAAAGUAAAGGAGAAAGCAACAGAGCUGUUGAAGAUGAUGAAUGUGUACAAGAAUAGGGUGACUGAAUGCUUGGACUCGUCCAACGGUUUCAUGUAUUUGAAGAGAUCUUAUUGAUAUAUUAGUUGGUGACAGUAAAUAAUACUCCAUAGUUGAAGUUAAACCAAUUUUGUUGCAUUUUUUGUUAGGCAAUAUUGUACACAUAGAUUUCCCGUAUACAUACGAUUACCCAUACAUGGCCAGGCCAAUCUUUUAGGUUGUGUGAUAGGUGCUUAACAGUAGCGGGAUUCACUUUUAUAGAAGGCCCCUCAAAAAUUGAAUAUGUAGUAGUUAUACGUUGAUUUCUAGCUAGAUGUUACUACCUCCGUCCCAUAAUGGUUGUCCACUUUCAAUUUGACACGAUUAUUAAUAAAGUGGUUGAAAAGUAAAAGUUGUAGUUGAGAUUUGAGUAGAAUAAAGUGAAUUGAUAAGAACCACAUAUUUCAUGACAAAAAAGGAAACAAGACAUUCAUUUUGGUACAACCCAAAAAAGAAAGUAGGACAACCAAAAUGGGCCGGAGGGAGUAUUUAUUAUUUCAAAUAUCAAAAGUAGAUAAGUUUAACACGGUCUAAUUUGUGUACUUUAACCAUUAUAAAACUUAUAUUUCAU